Messenger RNA from Cyanidioschyzon merolae strain 10D, 1191 nucleotides. Its product is annotated as trehalose-phosphatase. The record is from RefSeq and is a predicted model, not a curated record. Lineage: Eukaryota; Rhodophyta; Bangiophyceae; Cyanidiales; Cyanidiaceae. Gene Ontology annotation, molecular function: trehalose-phosphatase activity. Gene Ontology annotation, biological process: trehalose biosynthetic process. The transcript has a single exon. The coding region runs from base 1 to 1191 and encodes 396 amino acids.
AUGGAGCCUACCCGGAGCUUCGACAGAGGUCGACCAAGUCCCCGAAUCAGCAGACGCGCUGAGUCCCUACCAAGUGCUCUAGACCAUAUGGAUAGUCUUUUAAAGCGUGCAGACACGUUCGCGUUUCUCCUCGACUAUGAUGGAACGUUAACAGCCAUCGUAGAAGAUCCAAAUGGCGCUGUGCUUGGCGAGCGCGUUCGCGGCAUUUUACAAGAGCUAGCGCGACUAUAUCCCGUCGCCAUCGUCACAGGUAGAUCGCGGGAGAAAAUUAUACAACUUGUUGGAAUCAAAGGCGUAUACUAUGCAGGUUCGCAUGGGUUUGACAUAGAAGUACCUCUUCGAAAAUCGCGUCCUUCAAAUGGUAGUUCUUUGGAGAAUGGAGAGAUCAGCGCCCUUGCAGAUGCGAUGCAGACUAAAGAUCCAGAGGAUGCAUAUUUCCGCUAUCAUAUAGCGGAAGAAGUCAUACCGGUUCUACGUGAAGCCGCGAGGCAUUUGCGAUCUAUUUUCGGCCUCGAAGAGCCUGCAUCGGAUCUGCCUGAGCCCGAACGGCGAGUAGAUGGACAAGAAACAGUUACCGCCAAUGUUCAGGCUCCAAAGCAGAUGGCGUGCAGUAACAUUGACGACUGUGGAGCACCGGGGAGCAUGUUGCUGCCUCCGCUGCCGAUUCAGCCAGAGCCGUCGUCACCGCCUGUUUUCGAUCCAAGUUUUCUGAGUCAGGUCGAUCGGCUGCUUACCGAGAGAUACGCUGUUCGGGGCAUCGGCAUAGAGGAUAACCUUCUUUCGAUUUCGAUCCAUUAUCGACGCUGCGACCCAGCGCAUGUGCCAACAAUCGAGAAAAUUGUGGAUUCUAUUGCGUACAAGUACGGUCUCCGAAAAACCCGCGGAAAAUGUGUGUUUGAACUACGACCGGCAGUCAAAUGGGACAAGGGGCGCGCAGCGAAGUGGCUUCUUGAGAUGAUUCAAUGCCGUGAGAAGCGUGAGUAUGUGCCUGUUUACGUUGGAGAUGACGUCACCGACGAGGACGCCUUGAGAUUCGUCACAAACUUCGGCGGCGUUGGCAUCAUCGUCACGGAGGAUGAUUCACGCGAAACGGCAGCGACUUGGCGGCUUCGAGAUCCCGAUGAAGUAGCUGAGUUCCUUGAGCAUUUUGUUAGGGCCAGGCCUGGAGGAGUAUCACCCAGUAGCAGCUGA